AUGAUGACCGUGAAUCACUCGGUCGUAGUCGCCUGGGCGAUCUUCCUAGCAGGUAUCAAUACUGUAUUCGCCCAUAUCGGAUUAGAUCUCAAUUUCCUGUUCUACUUCAUGGCGGUAUGCACCUCAGGUAGUGUCUUCCCUAUAGGUCUAUUGAUGUGUUGGAAGAAACUCAACAGACUCGGUGCUAUCACUGGUGUAUUGGGUGGAUUGAUCGUAGGAUUCAUCGGAUGGUUGGUCUCAGCGGUCAAGUUGGAAGGCUCAAUCAAUACGACCACUUUAACAGCUAGUAAAGUGAUCUUAACCGGUUCAUUAUCAGCUUUGGGGGCAGGAGCAAUCUUGUCAAUUGGUAUAUCCUUGAUCAGACCCGCUUCUUUCGAUUUCGAGCUUACCAGAGCGAUUGGAUCGGGCCAUCUACCCAGACAAGAUACACCUCAAGUCGGCGGGUCGAGUGAGAAAAGUGGUGUAGUCGAUGCUCCCAACGCGGUAGACUACGAACCUGCUUUGGCAAAAGUAGAAGGCUCAGGGAGAAGUGCUGCUGCCGAUGCGGAGUACGCAGAGGAUGUGAUCAAGUUGGAAAAGUCGCAAACCAGGUUCAGGUUGAUCACAACCGGGUUCUUGCUGGUUAUUCUUGUUUUGAUACCCGCUCCUCUUGCUGGAACAGGCGCGGUAUACUCCAAAGGCCUCUUGACACUGCAAUGUGUUGCAGCAGCUGCGUUCGUUUUCUUAAGCGCGGUAGCUGUCAUCUUCUGGCCGCUCGUCGAGUCGUGGGGAGAGCUGCAAGUGGUCUUUGGUCGUAUCUUGCGUAAAGAGAGGGCAGAUGUGGUCAGACCAGAGCAGGAGUAG
This is a messenger RNA of Kwoniella mangroviensis CBS 8507, 843 nucleotides long. RefSeq lists its product as uncharacterized. Gene Ontology annotation, cellular component: plasma membrane. Gene Ontology annotation, molecular function: urea transmembrane transporter activity. Gene Ontology annotation, biological process: urea transmembrane transport. NCBI's taxonomy places the organism in Eukaryota, Fungi, Basidiomycota, Tremellomycetes, Tremellales, Cryptococcaceae. Bases 1 to 843 code for a protein of 280 amino acids. The transcript is spliced from 3 exons. The record is from RefSeq and is a predicted model, not a curated record.